AUGGCGGCAACUUUAAAUGUUGUUGCAAAACUUUUCGCAACAGCACUUAUCCCAACGACAUGCAGCGACUUAUUUUUCAUUGGAAAAAGUAACUUUGCCAACAACUUUAAAUUUUUUAUAACGACAAAAAUCGUUGCAAAAUAUCUUUUUAAAGUCGAUUUUGAGAAGGCUUAUGAUUCGGUUGAUUGGGGUUAUUUGGAUGAUGUUAUGGGGAGAAUGGGUUUUCCAACCCUUUGGAGGAAGUGGAUUAAAGAAUGUGUGUGUAAGACAACUGCUUCGGUUUUGGUUAACGAGGGCUUACAUGUGUUGAUGGAAGCCAUGGUGGAGCGCAAUAUGUUUACGGGGUACAGUGUGGGUGAGCUUGCACAAGUGUCGGUGUCGCAUCUUCAGUUUGUUGAUGAUACGUUGUUGAUGGAGACUAAGAGUUGGGCGAAUGUCCGGGCUCUGCGGGAUGUCCUUGUGUUGUUCGAGUCUAUGUAUGGUUUGCGAGUGAAUUUUCACAAAAGCAUGCCGGUUGGGGUUAACAUCCCUGACUCUUGGUUAGGUGAGGCGGCGUCAGCUCUGUGCUGUAAAGUAGGGAAGAUCUCUUUCCUUUAUUUGGGUCUUCCUAUUGGGGGUGAUCCGAGGCGUUUAUGUUUUUGGGAACCGGUUUUGGAUCGUCUAAAGAAUCUCUUAUCGGGUUGGAGGAGUUGA
Messenger RNA from Trifolium pratense (red clover), 693 nucleotides. RefSeq lists its product as uncharacterized. NCBI's taxonomy places the organism in Eukaryota, Viridiplantae, Streptophyta, Magnoliopsida, Fabales, Fabaceae. The record is from RefSeq and is a predicted model, not a curated record. The coding region runs from base 1 to 693 and encodes 230 amino acids. The transcript has 2 exons.